Messenger RNA from Arachis ipaensis, 1396 nucleotides. Lineage: Eukaryota; Viridiplantae; Streptophyta; Magnoliopsida; Fabales; Fabaceae. The record is from RefSeq and is a predicted model, not a curated record.
UGUUUAAACAAGUAGUGGAUGGAUUGGUGCUGAUGGGUUUGGUAGUAUACAUGAGAUCAUAAUGUUAGAGCUCCUUGCCAGUUGCCACAAUGCCACUAAUGAUUGUUUAUGAAAACUAAUCUAGUUUCAACUACCAAUUAGUGUAAUAAUUUACUUUUCAUAAUACAGGUUGUCUGAUUUAGAAUUUGCUGCAUGGCUUUACCUAUCAAUUGUGAUAGCUUUGUUCUCUUCUCAUUUGCGAACUUUGUAUAUUGUUGAUGACGAUUAUGAUGAUGAUGAUGACUGAAAAUAAAAUAAAGACAUCUGUCAACUGCAUCUGUUCUGGGUUAUUGAUUUGAGUAUUAUGAUUUUUCAGGCUAUGGAUCACCAUCAUUGAUGAUAGGCCAAUGGUGAUUGGUAUACAAUUUGGGUCGCCUCCUUGUUCGGUGAUGAAAUAACUCGCGUGCACUCUUGUAGACUUUUUGUGGCAUUGCAGGAGUAGCUCAAGUAGGAAAAAACCUUGUUAGUUUUGCCGAGUUGGAUUGUGCCUACUGGUGGUCGGGUUCCUCUCUUGGAUCCUUCGAAGUUGCAGUCCUUUUUGAACAAGAAAAAAGAGAAAGGUGUUGGCGGUUCAUUUGAUCGAAGGGAUGGCGGUGAGCAGGCUUUUUCUUCUGCUGCUCGUCUGGCGUCGUCAUUCAAGAGAAAAAGGGAUGACACGUCUUUGGAGAUCAUCUCGGAAGGUGACCAGGAGGUGGUUGGAGGUGGCGGGCUUGCUUUUGAUCGACAGAAAAAACUUCAUGGCUUCGUUGCAGGAUGUAGCUCUCAGUCUCUUUGGAGUGAGCAGUUUAAUUUUGCCAAGCUUUAUGAUAGGGCAUCUCAAUAUCCUGGAGACAUGCUUAUGACCCGCCGGAUUGGUAUGGAGGCACUCGGCAAAUUCGUUCAGAUUGUUGCUUCUCACUUGAUGUGUGUUGGUCGCACCACCGAGCUUAUUGGUGCCGAGCAGCAGGGAGCGGUGGAUAAAAUUGCUGAUUUAGAGAAAUCGUAUAAGGCGAGGAUUGCCGAAUUGGAGAAGUUAGCAAAAGAGAAGGAUGAUGCUGCUAUUAGUGCUGUUGCUAGGGCGAAGGAGUUUGAGGAAGAGGUAGCUCGCUUGAGGGACCAGAUUCGGCUAUUGCAGGCUGAGGUGAAGGAAAACGAUGUGGCUAAAGGUCGGCUUACAUCUCGUGUUCAUGAGUUGGAAGAAAAUGGGAUGGAGAUGUUCUCCUAUGGCUUUGAACGUGUUGUGAGCCAAAUUGCUCUGCUGGCUCCAGAGUUUGAUAGGGAUCGGCUUGAUAUGACGAAGAUAGUGGUUGGCGGGAAAUUAGUUGUAGAUGGGGGCUGUAGAGGAGCAUGGCAAGAAUGCCCCUCUUUCUUAGUUUAA